Messenger RNA from Polypterus senegalus (gray bichir), 6934 nucleotides. It is a transcript of the gene abl2, whose product is annotated as c-abl oncogene 2, non-receptor tyrosine kinase. Gene Ontology annotation, biological process: protein phosphorylation; regulation of apoptotic process. NCBI's taxonomy places the organism in Eukaryota, Metazoa, Chordata, Cladistia, Polypteriformes, Polypteridae. The coding region runs from base 302 to 3835 and encodes 1177 amino acids. The record is from RefSeq and is a predicted model, not a curated record. The transcript is spliced from 11 exons. Gene Ontology annotation, molecular function: ATP binding; protein binding; non-membrane spanning protein tyrosine kinase activity.
CUUGCUGGCGAGGAGGUGCAAACCUGCCACGAGAAAGAUGGCGGCGUCGGCGAAGUCGGCAAACAGCUGGGGAGCGACAGUGUGACCCUGAAGAUACUGUCUUCCAGGGGAGAGGGGGCACCCAAACGUGACAUAGUAGUCAACUACGCCCACACUGUACCAACGCCGCGCAAGCCUUUUUUUAAGGUGGCUCCGAGACGAAAAGAAACGUUUUGGGGAUAGGCCGCUGAGCUGUUGGGGAAUGUGAAGCGAGAGAGCCAGAGGCUUGUCCGGUGUAAUAACACUACCGAAGCCCGCGGAAAUGGGGCAGCAGGUAGGCCGCGUUGGAGAAGGCGCUGUCGCCGGGCUUCAGCCACCCCAUAUCACUCCACCACAACAGCAGCAAGGACGGGCUAACCGGGGAAGCAAUGUUGGGAGGAAACCGCGGGACCCACUGGUGAUCGGCGCUCCACAGGGUAGGAACGCUGCCGCCGUCGGUGCGCCCGAUCCAGGGAUCAAUGUCUUCACUCAACAUUCAGAGGCCCUGCAUCGACCAUUUGGCACAGAUGUAGAUUCGCAAUCACUGACGGAAGCUGUCCGAUGGAGCUCUAAGGAGAAUCUUCUAGGAGCUACAGAGAGUGACCCAAACCUCUUUGUCGCACUUUAUGAUUUUGUUGCAAGUGGAGACAACACGUUAAGCAUCACCAAAGGGGAAAAGUUGCGAGUGCUUGGCUACAACCAGAAUGGUGAAUGGAGUGAAGUACGGUCCAAGAAUGGGCAGGGGUGGGUGCCCAGUAAUUAUAUCACUCCUGUUAACAGCCUGGAGAAGCACUCCUGGUACCAUGGGCCUGUUUCCCGAAGUGCUGCAGAGUAUCUACUUAGCAGUUUAAUAAAUGGCAGCUUUCUGGUUCGGGAGAGUGAAAGCAGCCCUGGUCAGCUUUCUAUCUCCUUGCGCUAUGAAGGCAGAGUCUACCACUAUCGUAUUAACACAGCUUCUGAUGGAAAGGUUUAUGUUACUUCAGAGAGUCGGUUUACUACAUUAGCUGAGCUGGUACAUCAUCAUUCCACAGUAGCAGAUGGAUUGGUCACAACACUACAUUACCCAGCCCCUAAAUGUAAUAAACCCACUGUGUAUGGUGUGUCACCCAUACAUGACAAGUGGGAGAUGGAGCGCACAGACAUCACUAUGAAACACAAGUUGGGAGGAGGCCAGUAUGGUGAAGUUUAUGUUGGAGUAUGGAAAAAAUACAACCUUACUGUUGCUGUCAAAACACUAAAGGAAGACACUAUGGAAGUAGAAGAGUUUCUGAAAGAGGCAUCAGUCAUGAAAGAAAUCAAGCACCCCAACUUGGUCCAGCUGCUAGGUGUCUGCACAUUGGAACCUCCCUUUUACAUUGUGACUGAGUACAUGCCACAUGGGAACCUACUGGAUUAUUUACGGGAGUGCAAUCGUGUGGAGGUCAAUGCAGUGGUGCUGCUAUACAUGGCAACUCAGAUAUCUUCAGCAAUGGAAUACUUGGAAAAGCAAAACUUUAUCCACAGGGAUCUGGCAGCACGUAAUUGCCUUGUUGGAGAAAACCAUGUGGUUAAAGUUGCAGACUUUGGAUUGAGUCGGCUUAUGACAGGAGAUACCUACACUGCCCAUGCUGGAGCUAAAUUCCCAAUAAAAUGGACAGCACCAGAGAGCUUGGCAUAUAACACCUUCUCAAUUAAAUCUGAUGUGUGGGCCUUUGGAGUGCUGUUGUGGGAAAUAGCCACAUAUGGAAUGUCUCCUUAUCCUGGAAUUGAUCUCUCCCAGGUUUACGACCUUCUCGAAAAAGGGUAUCGUAUGGAGCAGCCAGAAGGCUGUCCACCGAAAGUCUAUGAGUUAAUGAGGGCAUGUUGGCAGUGGAGUUCUCUGGACAGGCCAUCAUUUGCAAAAAUACAUCAGGCUUUUGAAACAAUGUUCCAUGAUUCCAGCAUUUCUGAAGAGGUUGCUGAGGAGCUUUGUAAAACCUCUUCCAUCUCAGUACCCAUCACUACACAACUGCCAAGCCUUCCUUCCAAGGCAAAAACAUUAAAAAAACAUGCAGAAAACAAGGAAAACAUUGAAGCAGCUUUGGAUACUCGACUUGAACAGCCAAGUCAAUGCAUUCUCUCAGAGUUUGUUGCUGGUGGUAGCAGUGAAGGCUCUCCAUCUGUGCCACGUAAGCAGAGGGAUAAAUCUCCAAGCAGUGCCCUGAAGGAGUCAAAGGAAACCACUUUCACACGUGACCGCAAAGCAGGCUUCUUUAGCUCUUUCAUGAAGAAGAAACCACAGCAGCAACAAAGUGUUCCAAUGCCACCUAAAAGGAGUAGCUCUUUCCGAGAAAUGGAAAACCAGCCACAUAAGAAGUAUGAACCUACAGCCAAUUUCAAUACAUUCACCACUUCCUCCACUCAAAUCGAUGGAGUAAACUUUUCUCCUUCCCAUGGGGAAAGCAACCAUGUUCAACCACGUUGCUGUGGAGCAGCAUUUAGCCAGAACUCCUCAACUCAUCUUGAUGCUGCUUCAUCUACUGGUGUACCCCUUGGAGGCAGUGGUUGGGCUGGUAUUGCUGGUUUCUUUACUCCCCGCCUAAUCAAAAAGACCUUGGGGUUGAAACCUGGGAAACCAACAGGAACGGAGGAUGAAGUAGAAGCCAGCAAAUUGAACAAGCCUUUUCCCAGAUCCAAUUCUACAUCCUCAAUGUCAUCAGGGCUUCCUGAUCUAGAAAGGAUGGCACUAACCCUCCCCAGAAACUCUCACCGCUCUAAGGUCCACCUUGAACGAACUUCAUCUACUGCCUCUCAACCUGAGGAAGGAUCUGGAAAGCUAAUUGAUGCUACAGUUAAAAGAUUAGACGAAGGCACUGCUCAAAUAAGAGAGAGACCUAAAGCUAAGAUAGUGCCUAGGGUUGUUGGAAACAGCAGUCUCAUGAGGCCAUCGGAUAUAGAAGGAGAAUUAGAUUGUGAUUCUUCAGGUAACACUAAGGUAAAAGAGAACAUUCAGGAAGAUGAUCAGGACAAGCAGUGCUGGUCUUCUCCAUCCAAGGUGAGCAGCGUUUUCCCCCCAGUGUCCCAUAACCACAAAGUCCCUGUCCUAAUUUCUCCCACUAUGAAGCAUGCUCCAGCCAACGUGCAUCUCAUUGGUAUUGACUCUCAGGGCAAUAGGUUUAAGCUCCUUUCAGAACAUCAGGGAGACAAGGACAGGCCUAGGCUAGUAAAGCCAAAGUGUGCUCCACCUCCUCCACCAACACUUAGAUUAUUGCAGCCUCCAUUGUCAUCAUCUUCCUCUUCUAGUGUAUGCACUACAGAUAGCUCAGAAGAUCCACUGGGUAUUCGGGAGCCGGAAGUGAAUGGUGAAGGAAUCAAGAAAUCUGGAAAGAUAGCAAGUGGGAGACCAUCUGUGCCACCACCUCAAGUGCCUCCAUCAUUAUCUUCCUCUGGUCCACCUGUCUGCACCACACCCACUAAAAUGGCAAAUGGUGCUGCGAAAAUUGCUCUAAGAAAAACUCAACAAGUGGAAAAAGUUACAGUGGACAAAAUCAGUAAAAAGGCCCUUCUUGAGUGUGCAGAGUCCCUGGCCAGUGCUAUCAGUACCAAUCCUGAGCCAACUUUUACUAGUCAUAUAUUUGAUGCUGGCCAUCAGCUCCUUGAUUAUUGCUCAUGCUAUGUGGAUUGCAUUCCACAAACCCGUAACAAAUUUGCCUUCCGGGAGGCUGUAGGAAAACUGGAACAGAGUCUUCAAGAGCUGCGGGCUUCCUCAGCUGUUGGCAGCAGUGGUUUUGCUGCUACUCUGACUCUUAAUAACUUACUGUCCUGCAUUAAGGAGAUUAGUGAUGUGGUUCAGAGGUAGCCACCUUUUUUUCUCAUCUGACUUGAACUGUUAGGAAAAGGAAAUUGGGAUAAGCGAUUUAAAUUAGGGCAAGUGUGGAGUAACUUGCUAAGGGUGAAUAUUUUGAAGUACCUCAGAAAUUGCAAUUUUAUCACAUUGUUUACAGCAUUGCCUUGUCAGCAUUAAGCACUGUUGAUAAUUAGAGAUUAAUCCUGAGUCAAACUGGGCAUUUUAAGACAUGGCUCACUUUAACUCGCUCUUCCCUACUUAUUCACAAUAGUAAAAACAGCAGAAAAUGUUUGCUUCACCAUAUCAUAGUUGUAGUGUAGAUUUAACUCCUUGGUGAGGCUUGGCAUUUAAACUGUCAAUUUGUAUAUAGUCAGAUGGGCUGUUUUAGGAAAAACAUGGGAACAUGUAAACAGUGUCACGUUUUUCUUCUAACAUUCUGGAGGUACAGUUUAUUUGAAUCAAAAAUCUUACCAUAGCACAUAAUGAGCAUUUUUUUUUUAAUUGAAACUUAGACCUUUAUCUGUUUAACCCUAAUGCACUUAUUUCAUGUUGGUGUAACCUUUCUGAUUACAUAUGUACUCCAGGCUUAACAAAAACGGUGUUGACCCCAAACAACAAGUCAAAACAAAAAGUUUACCCAUUUAAUUGAGUGCACAAAACAGCUGCAGUUAACAAACAAAACUUUUAAUUAAAGAAUAUACCAUCAUAAGUACGUGGCAUGUACAUUGAAUUAAAGAAAGCACCUUGUUACAAUCUUUUAAUUUUUUUCACCCCAACCAGUGAUUAACAAUUUCUUUAUAACCUAUCCCUUCACUAUUUAUGCUUGUGAAACAUGGCUUUAAGAAGACUUUAAAUAGAACAUACUUCUAUGCCAAAUUUAUACAUUGGGGUCACAUUUAUUAUUUGCUACUUCAGUUGACCAGCCGCCAUGUUUUACAAAACGUACAUUGUUUCAUUUAUUGAGUCUACGGUUAUUUUUCAACCUUUAACCUGCCAUCUGAGGUUUUAGUUUUCUGCGGCCGGGUUCUUGCCCAGUUACUACUUCUUUUUGUUCUGCUCAAUGUACUGCAAAUGAGAUUAUUGUUCAGCGAAUGUUCGACAAUGUGAAAUAGAGGAAUGAUUAUGCUGAUCUGAGCAGAAUUUUCAGCAUAAAGUUUUGAAUUUCAUUUUUCACUACUGAUUAAAUACUUUAAAGGUUUUGCAGUCUGUUAAGAAAUAUAUAUAUAUAUAUAUAUAUAUAUAUAUAUAUAUAUAUAUAUAUAUAUACACACAUGCACUUCAAUACAUCAUUUAUAACCUAAUCCGUCUCAUUUAUCUGUUCAUAAUAUCUUGAUUUAAGAAGGAUAAACACAAAUUGCAAUUUUAAAUAUCACAUAUAUUAGGUUCAGCCUUAUAUUAUUUAGUAUUUACCCAGGCAUGUCUCACAUUAACAGAAUUCUCAUUCUCUAAAUUGCAAUGUCAACAUAGUUCCCUUUUAGAAGGUUUUCCAUCCAUACAUCACUAUAUGAUCACCUUUCAAACAUCAGCUAUAUCUGAAUUACCUUAUUUAUUUAUUUGAUAUUACACAGUGCAUGCCAGAUAAAGUUGUAACCCUUACAUGUAAAAGUAUAGUGUCCAAUGUGGGGAGCAUGAAAUUAAUGCCACUGCAGUGUCCAUUUUGAGUUACGUCUUUCACAGGUUAGAAACUUGAGCUUACUGAACACUGAGGUCAGGUUUCAGCCGUUCUCAGGGUUUUUAGUGUUUUAUCGCAAGCUAUAUAUUGCAGGCAAAUGUUGAAAAGAUUAGGCACAGAAAUCUAUAAUCGAUGUAGUGGUAUUUUAAAUGUAACCUUGCACUAAAAAUAAUCUUUAAUCACAAAUUUUGUGAUGUGAAUUAUUUUCUAAUACUGUUCAUAUUGGUGGUUUAAUGUACGUGUAAAGCAAAAAAAAAAAAAUAAAAUUAGCAUUAAGCAUUUGUUAACUGUCAGAAGAUAGCUGUCUAACACCUGAAGGAUAACAGGAGACAUUGAGAGAUUUCAUUUUUAAUGCAUACAUUGCUGAACCCAUAUUUUACCAUUUGUGUUCAAAAGUUAAAUCUGAACAUUUUAAAGAUAUCCUCCUUGUAGUGCUUUAAAGCCACUUAUUUAUUUAAAUCACUUGAUGUACCAGAUCAACCACUUGAGGCAUUCAAAACCUGGUGUGUGUGCGCUGAUAGUACUGUUGCACUACUGUGUCCAAAAAUAUUUGAUGGAUGAAGUCUUUGUUAAGCGUCCCUUCUAAACUACUUUAAGAAAGAUCCAUAGAGUAGAUAAUUAAUUAUUCAGCCUCACCCUUUUGAGCUCAUAAUCACUAGUACUACAUAAUAACUAAGAAAUGCACACUUUUGGACACCUUUGCACUAAAUAUUAACUAGGUAAACCUUACCCCAAGAGAAGAAGAAAAUGUGCAAUCCAGCUGUGUGAUUAUUUGAGAAAAAGCAGAAAAUGAGUAGAUGGUUGCUUGCUGUUUUUUCCUUUUAAUUGCCCAUCAGUUUUAUUAAAUCUAAUUUAAAAGCUGAGUGUGCCUUUAUUUAUAAUGAACCAAAACUCUGUCCCUUUCAUCAAGGCCAUAUAAUAUUAAAUCUGUCCCUUAGGCCGUUUUUAGGAUAUGCUAAACAGCCAUGCAACACUAACACUUCUGUAGCUCUUUGUUGAGCAGGAAUAACCCAUUGUGUCUGACCAUUGUUUUGUUGUACUUUUGCUUACACAUUUUGUAACGUAGCUGAAGAAAUGGUUAACAUUUUUAUACCAAAGGCCACUUUUUCUUCAGUUCAUCUAGUGCAAUGAAAGUAAAUACUUAAUUGUAAGUAUGUGAAUUUUAACAGGGAUUUCAAUGAUUGAGAAAUGUUAACAUAUACACUAUUAUUAACACUAGCAGUAUUUUUCCUUUGCUUUUUAUUAUUGUAAAGUAUGUUUUUGUGUUUCUAAUUUAAAUCUCACAUUGUAUAUUGUAUUACUGUGAAAAAGUUUCUUUAUCAGUGUUAAACUUGAUGUAAAUAGAAUGCAACCAGGGUCCUGUCUGUUACUGGCUACAGGUAACAUUUUUAAACUUUUAUUUUAUUUUGUUUUAUGUUUUUUUUUGUUUUUUUUUUUUU